ACCCGCACUGCCUCCCCAACGGCAAGGUCAUGAUCUCGACGAUGGGCGACGAGCACGGGCGUGGCAAGGGCUCCUUCGCCACCUUCGACUCCGUGUCCUUUGAGCCUCUCGGACUCUGGACCAAGGACUCCUCCGACUACGGCUACGACUACUGGUACCAACCCACCGCACGACGUCCUCAUCUCGACGGAGUGGGGCUGCCCCUCUCCUUCUCGAAGGGCUUCGACCCAAGGACGUCGCCGCAGGGAAAUACGGGACGCACCUUAACGUAUACUCGUGGAGUGAGCAGCGACUUCUGCAGCGCAUAGACCUGGGUUUGGAGGGCGUGAUGCCCCUGGAAGUGCGGUUCCUGCACGACCCGCUCUCCACGCAGGGCUUCGUCGGCUGCGCCCUCUACGCCAACGUCUUCAGGUUUUACCGCAAGGACGACGGGACGUGGGCAGCGCACAAGGUGAUCAGCAUCCCCCCCUAAGAAAGUGGAAGGCUGGGCAUU
This is a messenger RNA of Penaeus vannamei (Pacific white shrimp), 493 nucleotides long. The record is from RefSeq and is a predicted model, not a curated record. Lineage: Eukaryota; Metazoa; Arthropoda; Malacostraca; Decapoda; Penaeidae.